GCAUUAUGGUUGAUAAGUCCGAUGGCCCUGCUUUGGUCAGUGCCUUCAAUCACUUGUCAGUGUGGCACGUUCCCGUUUCAUUGUGAUUUGGUGAAUAUCCACAGGGACGUUUAGGGUAAAACAAUAGCUUCUCGCGACGUCGUGCCCACAACAGAGGGGUAUAAAGAUGCUCGCGAUGGACAGCAGAAGUCCCAACGCACAACACAUCCAUCUUCUUCUCCGUAUCUUUUGAUCUACCACUCUCACCAUGUCAGAACAGGUUUUUGUCGACAUUGACGCUCUUGUGAACGAGCUUCAGAAAUAUCCGCUUCCCACCGAAACAGACGCGUACUUUACGGAAUUUGAGCCUGGAAGAGCCUUCCUUAGAGAACAGCUAUACGCCGUCUUCAAUGGUUUCCUCUCCCAGUUCUUCACGCCAGACGCUACAACAUUUGUCUCCACUUGCGAUAGUCUGAUCCCUCUGCUUGACCUGGCGCUACUUACCGCGGAAAAUCGCAAGCUGGUUUUAGAUAUCUUGGAGCUGGCCGACGUAAUGUUCGAUAAAUUCGUGAGCGUCUCUCUGACGCUCCAGCAGAGCUGCGACCCGCUUUCUGUUGUGCCGACACAUUCAAUCAUCCGAACGCGCUUGCUUGACCUCAUUGACCAAUGUCUCGCGCCUCCGCACUAUUUCAGUGACAUCGGCUCCGAGCUGCAAACUCUAAAAUCAAAGAUUCAAGAGCGCGAGGACCAAGCGAAAGCUGCCUUAUUUGCUUGCGAUACACAGUGGAUUUACGAUCUAUGGGAUUCAUGCCCUGAGUUCAAAGCACUGGACUCGUGGCUGUCGGAAGAUAUUCCAGCUUUAGCGCUGGAAAUAGUUGCUCAGGGAUGCACGUCUACUGUUCCCACUUCCAAUGAGGUUUCCAUGCUUUCACCAAGCACAACCGCGCAACUCAGACGGAACUCGUCUAUCAUUUUGGAAAACCUACGAGCGUCCAACCUGGGAGCAUCUCAAUAUUUAUCUGCUCUACCUACAUCAGUUUCACGCCCCAUUAAGGGCCUCCCCAAACGAGGUGCCUCGUUUUCCCGGACGCAAUCACUUUCCGCGAUGCUUCCUCCUCAAGCUCAAGCCCGUGUGCUGGACGCGCUUGGGACGGUUGCUGAAAUGGAGGAAGAAUAGGACUGAGGUCCGCAGUUGUAUUUGUAUCGCAUUUUACUGGUCUCAGCAUAGUCUCAGCAUAUUCACGUACAUAUACUACUAUUGGUAGUUGUAGCAUCACAAAAAUUCUGUCUUUUCAAA
This is a messenger RNA of Suillus clintonianus, 1276 nucleotides long. RefSeq lists its product as uncharacterized. The coding region runs from base 248 to 1156 and encodes 302 amino acids. The record is from RefSeq and is a predicted model, not a curated record. NCBI's taxonomy places the organism in Eukaryota, Fungi, Basidiomycota, Agaricomycetes, Boletales, Suillaceae. The transcript has 4 exons.